Scylla paramamosain (green mud crab) is the source of this 1395-nucleotide messenger RNA. RefSeq lists its product as uncharacterized. The transcript has 2 exons. Lineage: Eukaryota; Metazoa; Arthropoda; Malacostraca; Decapoda; Portunidae. The record is from RefSeq and is a predicted model, not a curated record. The coding region runs from base 508 to 1266 and encodes 252 amino acids.
GGGUGGGAUGGGGUGGGGUGAGAAGGGGGGAGAGCAAGGAAAGGAGGUGCCGACGGCCGCCAGGUCGAUAACCUCUGUAAAUAUACAAAGACAUUCGCUAGUCCUUCCCGGUUGUAUUAAAGACCGACUUGAGGUAAGAGAAUGUAGGGAUGAUGCCAGACGGUCGAAGGAUGAGGUGACCGUAUUACCAGCCUGCAGCAAGCUGACCUCCACCUUGCUCUCCUGGCGCGGCCAAGGUUAGCCAGCCUUUAACAUUGCGGUCGCGUCGCGACCCAACUGACCCCACUUGGUGUUGCCCCCACUGCAGCCUGGGAGGUGAGACUGAGCGUCAUCAUGAACUCGUACGGUGUGCAUGUGGGUGGAAGUGUAGUGGAGGUGGAGGCGUGUACGUGAAAGGAGAAGUGUUGAUGCGUUUGCGUGUGGUGUGGGGAGCGGGAGGCCAGAGCCUGGACGACGGGACAAGUCAAAGCUGCUGCUCAGUGCUGCGCUCACUGCUCAGUGCUCGUCAUGGCGGGAGCGGAGGAGGACGCGCCUCCGACUCUCUCUGGUGUUUCGUCGCGGUCAUUACGGCCUCCUCUGCGGUCUGCUGCACGCCUCCAGCAUGCCACCGCCUCUGCUGUGCGGAACAAGUGCAGUGGGGGUUAUGUAGGUUCAGAGGGCAACAUUAGAGCUGUGCGAUCUGGGCGGGGGCUUCCUCAGCCUGCCGGGGGUUCAAUAGCAAAAGCCGAAACAACAUGCUGCACCAGUAGCCUAUCCGCCCCUCGCCUUAGUGCAGCACCUGCAGCCGUGCAGCCAACAGCGCCACUCAAGCCUGUGCUCAGUGGGCCGCACCCGGCAGAACACUCCACGUCCGUGCCUCUCCCGCAUCACCCCACCGCCCCUCCUAAGGCCACCACACCAUCACCGGCCCCCAUUGUCACCAUUCUCACCACGACAUCCUCUCCCAAUUCAAAGCUUCUUCCUGUGUCCCCUAACAGCAUACCUCCAAGAGUUUCUGCUGAAACUCACGGUUCCAAGGUGCAUUGUGCUGAUAAAAUUAUGAAUGCCAGUAUGUUACCAAGUACCGAAAUGCCUUGUAUCGUGUCUGGUAUUUCCAACCAUGUGCUUAAGGAAGGAGGUGUAGGAGACGAGGAAGAGGAAGAAGCCGAGGAUAUGGAUGGGGAGGAGGAAGAUGGGGAAGGAGACGACAAGACUGGCAAGAGACGGGCCACGAGAUACGACUCGGCCGACUCCUCUGACAGGUAUGUGCGUAUGUGGCCACGGUAACCCGGAGGUGCACCGGAGAGCAGAGAGAGAGAGAGAGAGAGAGAGAGAGGGAGGGAGAGGGAGGUGUCAGUGAGUAUAAUCUAACUCGCUCUUCCGCUCACGUGCUUGAUAGCGGCAGCACACACACAC